This is a messenger RNA of Metarhizium acridum CQMa 102, 972 nucleotides long. Lineage: Eukaryota; Fungi; Ascomycota; Sordariomycetes; Hypocreales; Clavicipitaceae. The record is from RefSeq and is a predicted model, not a curated record.
AUGCCUGAAGAUGUGAAGCUUUCCGACUACGUUGCCAGUGGGAAGGCUCCUGCUUUCAAGGCAGCCGAGGCAAAGCUGGCCAACGUUGGCUCUAGGAUCACGGAAAUUCAAUCCCAGAUUAAUUGUCCAAAGGCUGCCACAAUCAAUGACGAUCGGCGAUGCCCGGAAAGGGCCUGGACAAAACGAACGACUAUCCUGGCUGCCAACACCAUUGACACCCAGAUGAAGGAGAUUACCAGCGCGGGAGGGAACAUCAGCGUCUUUGGUAUUCCGAUGAGUGUUGGCGGCGGCGGAAGCCGCACUGAUGAGCGCAACAGUCACACUGCUACGUGGGACAAUGCUAGCAAGACCUUGAAGGUCGUCCCGGGCCCAGAUGUUGGAUUUGCCACAGUUGGCGGCGUCGUCGGUGACAAGUCUGAUAUCUUGCAAGGGACCUAUAGUCCCCGUAACCUGCGCAGUUUGGUUGCCAGUCCAAGCUUAUCAACAAUCAACGAGGUUCUCUGCAGACCAACAUUUUCAUAUUUUCCUGCAUUUCAUGCGGCACACUUAUCUGUUGGAAAUAUCGCAGCAAUUUACGCAGCGGAAUUGGAAGGCCCCAACGUAGGAAUUUCGGCACAUCUGCUCAUGGGGAUUCUCAUCUGUGCGUGUCAUGACAUGACAUUUGCCGCAUUUUCUGUGGUUUCGGGGCCGGGGGGCGGGAAUGCUUUCAUCAAUGCUUUCAUCAAUGCUUUCAUCAAUGCUUUCAUCAAUGCUUUCAUCAAUGCUUUCAUCAAUGCUUUCAUCAAUGCUUUCAUCAAUGCUUUCAUCAAUGCUUUCAUCAAUGCUUUCAUCAAUGCUUUCAUCAAUGCUUUCAUCAAUGCUUUCAUCAAUGCUUUCAUCAAUGCUUUCAUCAAUGCUUUCAUCAAUGCUUUCAUCAUGAGCAGCUUAGUGUCAGAGAAUGGCUGCGCUCCAGCUUCACGGCUUCCUGAAUGA